Asparagus officinalis (garden asparagus) is the source of this 1149-nucleotide messenger RNA. RefSeq lists its product as uncharacterized. Bases 140 to 910 code for a protein of 256 amino acids. The record is from RefSeq and is a predicted model, not a curated record. NCBI's taxonomy places the organism in Eukaryota, Viridiplantae, Streptophyta, Magnoliopsida, Asparagales, Asparagaceae. The transcript is spliced from 4 exons.
CGAAAAAAUAUAAAUAAAUAAAUAAAUAAGAAGGAAAAAAAGGAGGGAGAAAUUAGGGUUUGAUCUCUUCCUCUUUUUUCCUUCUUCAAAAUUUAAAACUUCCGAUCUUUUCCUCUCUCCGAAGCAGAAAACAGAGGAGAUGGGGAAAGGAUCGAAGUUCCCGCUCUCGAGAAUGGAGGCUGCGAUGGGUUUCAGCGUUGUGUUGGGCUUUGGAUUGGGGCUUUUUGGCGUUUAUUUGUCGAUGCCGGCGUCGGACUACAGCUUCCUGAAGCUGCCUCGAACCCUAGAAGAGCUUCAAAUUUUGAGGGAUCAUCUUGAGAGUUAUACAAGUGACUACACCUUUCAAGUUUUGGUGGGGUAUUGUACAGUCUACAUUUUUAUGCAGACCUUCAUGAUUCCCGGGACAAUUUUCAUGUCUCUUCUUGCUGGAGCCCUUUUUGGAGUUUUCCGUGGUGUAGCUCUGGUAGUCUUUGCUGCCACAGCUGGUGCAUCUUCCUGCUUUUUCCUGUCGAAGUUGAUUGGGAGGCCGUUAGUUUUCUCGAUGUGGCCUGAUAAACUGAGCUUUUUUCAAGCCCAGGUUGCUAAAAGAAGACAGAAGCUAUUGAACUACAUGGUUUUCCUCAGAGUUACCCCUACAUUGCCAAAUACUUUUAUCAAUGUAGCUUCACCUAUUGUGGAUAUACCAUACCCUGUAUUUUUGUUGGCGACCAUGAUCGGCCUCAUCCCAGCCAGUUUUGUGACAGUAAAGGCGGGCAUUGCGCUUGGCGAUUUGAAAUCACUGGGUGACCUUUAUGAUGUUCAAUCCAUAGCUACACUUUUCCUCAUCGGCAUCGUCUCGGUGACUCCAACGCUAAUAAGCAAGAAUCAAGAAGAAGGGUGCGAAACAAGAUUGAGACCCAAGAACAACUGAUUGCAUGCAUUGUUAGGUGUGCAACCCUCUGUACAUAAUAGUGUUGCCAUUGUUAGCUACCAAAAAUCUGAUUGUUUAUUGGGUGAUUGGAAUUGGUUGGUCUUGAUCUUUUAAUAGGCCAUGGAUGCUUCGAUUCUUUGUGUGAAAUUGUUUCAUUCAAAUGUACGGUCUCUUGUUACACUGUAGAUGCCAACACUAGGCAGGUUCAUUGGGUUAAUUUUAGUGAGUAGUUAUGUUCA